Molecule: messenger RNA, 3592 nt
Organism: Tachysurus fulvidraco (yellow catfish)
Lineage: Eukaryota; Metazoa; Chordata; Actinopteri; Siluriformes; Bagridae
Gene: ppm1ba
Product: protein phosphatase, Mg2+/Mn2+ dependent, 1Ba
Exons: 6
Coding region: 433-1578 (381 amino acids)
Biological process (GO): positive regulation of canonical Wnt signaling pathway; negative regulation of canonical NF-kappaB signal transduction; protein dephosphorylation
Cellular component (GO): nucleus; cytosol
Molecular function (GO): magnesium ion binding; protein serine/threonine phosphatase activity; manganese ion binding
Source: RefSeq, a predicted model, not a curated record
UGAACGUCAGCGACGGUGGAGGACGUCAUCUGCUUAGAACAUGUAGUCUAGUCAGUUAGUUAGCUCCAACGCCGCUUUAGCGUCCAUUUUUUGUAACAUUUAACUUUUAUUACGACCGACGCUGCAUAAAAGUGUCGGUUGGUGUCAAAUAUGUGUGAAAAACCUUAUCACGGUAGCUGCAAUUUGUCUAGAGAGCAGUUAAAAGUUACCGUGUGAAAAACAGCCGCAUUAGCUAGCCUGCUAGCUUGUCUAGCUAACCAACAGCUAGCCCUGCUGCGCUAGCGGUUAGCGACCGUGUCCACCGUGAAGCAGCCCAGUAAUUAGAUGUUCAGAGAGCGGCUUUGCGGUGAGAAAGUCAAGUCAUCGUCUGCUCGGUACGUGGCGCCUUGUGAGGGAAUAAUUACAUCCUGAGAAAAGCAGGUGGUGAGAGUCAUGGGGGCGUUCCUAGACAAGCCCAAGACAGAGAAGCACAAUGCACACGGUGAGGGCAAUGGCCUACGCUAUGGCCUGAGCAGCAUGCAAGGAUGGCGUGUGGAAAUGGAGGAUGCACAUACAGCCACUGUGGGCUUACCACAUGGCCUUGACGACUGGUCUUUUUUUGCUGUAUAUGAUGGCCAUGCAGGCUCACGUGUGGCCAACUACUGCUCCAAGCAUCUGCUAGAACACAUUGUGGCAGCAGCACCAGCCGGCGAGCUAGGCCGCAGUGUGGAGGCGGUGAAAAGUGGCGUGCGUGCUGGCUUCCUGUGCAUUGACGAGCACAUGCGUGGCUUUGCCGACCCGCGCAAUGGCCUCGAUCGCAGCGGCUCCACGGCCGUGGCUGUAAUGCUUUCACCCGAUCAUAUGUACUUCAUCAAUUGUGGUGACUCACGUGCGCUGCUUUGUCGUGAUGCGCGUGUUCGCUUUUCCACACUCGACCAUAAGCCAUGUGACCCACGUGAGAAAGAGCGCAUCCAGAAUGCCGGUGGGUCCGUCAUGAUCCAGCGUGUGAACGGCUCUCUGGCUGUGUCACGUGCUUUGGGCGACUAUGACUACAAGUGUGUGGAGGGCAAGGGCCCCACCGAGCAGCUGGUUUCUCCUGAGCCUGAGGUAUUUGAGAUUCCCCGUGUGCCAGAAGAGGACGAGUUUGUGGUGCUGGCCUGUGAUGGAAUAUGGGAUGUGAUGAGUAAUGAAGAGCUGUGUGCCUUUGUGCGUGCCAGGCUAGAGGUGUCUGAUGACUUGGAAAAAGUGUGCAAUGAGGUGGUGGACACAUGCCUUCACAAGGGAAGUCGAGAUAAUAUGAGUGUCGUGUUAGUGUGUUUGCCAAAUGCACCCAAAGUAUCAGAAGAAGCAGUGAAGAGAGACACGGAGUUGGAUAAGUUCCUUGAAUCUCGUGUGGAAGAACUCAUCGAGAAAGCAGGGGAAGAGGGAAUUCCUGAUCUGGUACAUAUCCUGAGAAACCUUGCCACAGAGAAUAUCCCUAACCUCCCACCAGGGGGAGGCCUCGCCAGCAAGCACAGUGUUAUCGAGGCUGUGUAUAACCGGCUCAAUCCCCAAAGAGACGAUGAUGGGAAUGCUGCAGACCUGGAGGACCCCUGGUAGCCGCCCACCAUGAGGGCCUAUGGCCUUAAAGGAUUCCUCUGUUUACGAGACACCCUUCAUACUUUUGUUCCCCCCCUUUUUAUGAAAUUUUCAGUUUAAUUUGGGUCAUCAGUAAUAAUUUGAAGUCCAGUGGCAAACAGUUUGCCCAACAGGAUUACAAACUACUUUUUUUUUUUUUUUUUGGCAAAAAAACUUUUGAGGGGAAAAAGAACUUUAGCUUUAGAAACUACAAAUCAAACCGUAAAGACAGAUUUUGUGUCCCCUAUCCCCUUUUGUGGUUGUUGGUGUUCUUGUUGAAACUUGGCUAUGGAGCAGUGCACGCCCAUAAGCGUUGUGGUGCCUUUUUCUAAGCAGCUACGGAUGGGAAACUUGGGCUGGUGGCUGUUUCAUAGCUUUCACACCCUGAGCACAAUAGAGCCACCAGGCAACUUGAGACCACUGCUACACUCUCGAGCCUGGGGGAUAUGGACCAUCAUUAGCUUUAAUCUGGAUUUCCAUGACUGACUAUUGCAUGUGGAACAUGUGUGGAGGACUUGCUACGUUACUACAUAACCUGUGUGGAAAAGUUUGAAGCUUGACAGCUUUUUUGCACCUUUUACAGCCGACUGCCAAUCCACAUGUGCUCUGAUAGAUGCUAAAGGAGAUGGACCGCAUCAAUAUUACUUCAUUCUGCAGUUUAGCAAUUUGGUUGUUAUAAGCUUUUAAACCUGCUGUUUCAGAGUGUGUGUAUAUAUAUAUAUAUAUAUAUAUAUAUAUAUAUAUAUAUAUAUAUAUAUAUAUAUAUAUAUAUAUAUAUAUAUAAUUUUCCUCCUCGAGUACAGUGUCAUUUAUGGCUUACUGUUUAAGAAGCAAUAGAGGUGACAAAGGUUAAUUAAUUUGUUAUUCUGUGUGAAAUCACUAGGGUUUGAUGUCACCCCUCUUCUUUUUUUUUUUUUUUUUUUUUUUUUUUAAAUAAAGGCUUGCAAUGAGAUUGUAAAGAAACAUCAGCUGUUUUAUAUUCACAUGUAAUAUUCACAUCAACUCCCAGUAAUUGAAAUUCUGUUGGCUCGACCUUACUAAAUAAAUGUCUGUAAACAUAUCAGAGGUUUAUUGAUGACACACCAGAUGACUGUUGGCUCACAUCCAGGUUUUUCAGUUCUUACCAAGUUAUCGAGCCUGAAAGUUGGCCUGAUUUGGAUGACAUUGAAAUGAAAGUUGAACAAUGAACAUGCAAAUAAUAGCCAUCUCACUUUCCUCUAUUAACAAGUGUGUGUACGUGUGUGUGUGUGUGAGAGAGAGAGAGAUUAAUGAAGUAAUAUGUGAAAUAUUUAAAGGGAAAUGACAAAGAUGCUGUUUAACAUCCUCUGUAAUUCCAGAGGUUUUAUGUUCAGAACUUAGUUUUGUUUAAAUGUUAUUAAACUAACUUUUGUGCCAGUAUGAAAUUAUUAUAUUUGAAAGUAUUCUAUAAGAAAUUGAAGAUGACUAUCAGAAAAAAUGACAGUUUAUUAGAUCCCCCCCCCCCCCCAGUUAUAAUGUCCUUGAUUUGUUCCCACUUUACAGCAGCCUCUAAAGUUUGAUCAAAAAACUUUCACGUGAUUUGACAUAGAAUGACCAGCAUGUAUGUGGCUGUGUGUUGGCCAGCAUAUGAAGAAGGAGAUUAUUUUGAACAUACUGAGAUCCUGGUUCCAAGUGAAGCCACACUACUACUCUGUUCAAAUCUUCUCUUUCAUAUCUCUGCCUUCCCCAAGUUUUGACUUUUACAAUGGACAACAGAACCACUGAACCACCUGCCUCCCUCCCCUCCUCAGAGUGUAUUGUAAAAUGACAUGAUUUCUUUUUUUUUCUGUUUUUGUUUGCUUAGCUGAACAUGAAUACAAGCUUUAUGAUGAAUUUGCGUAUUAUUUUUAAACUUGCCGUACAAGUGUAAUACUUUUGUUUUGCUCAAAUGCAUUUUCAAGAGUCACAGAUGACUGCAGUCGUGGCUAAUGGCGAACUCGAGCAGAACAAUAAAGAUCAACUAAAAAGCUGUUACUCA